AUGACAGUGGCGAGGUUCUGCAAUAGGCUUCAUGGGAUGAAGCCAACCAUGAUGAUGGUAAUGGUUCAAGUAGCACUGGCGGGAGUGAAUAUAUUCUACAAAUUGGCAGCAAAUGAUGGAAUGAGUAUGAGGAUCAUGGUUGCCUACAGGUUUAUGUUCGCCGCUGCUGCGGUUGUUCCUCUUGCCCUCUACUUCGAAAGGAAUAGCAGGCCGAAAUUAACGUGGAUGGUUCUUUUCGAAGCAUUUCUUUGUGCAUUUUUCGGGGGAUCAUUGGCCCAAAAUUUGUAUGGACAAAGCAUAAUAAUGACGUCAGCGACCUUUGCUUCAGCAACCACGAAUCUGAUUCCGGCGCUAACGUUCAUCAUAGCUGUAUUUUUCCGGUUGGAGAAGUUCGAACUGAAAACCAAGGCGGGCAAAGCAAAAGUGACAGGAACAUUAAUAUGUUUAGGUGGGGCAAUGUUGCUUACGUUUUACAAAGGAGCUGAAAUCAAUCUGUGGUCAACCCACCUUGGACUUCUGCACGAGAACAACCGCCUUCACGCUGGACACUUGGCAGCGUCCCAUCAAAAUUCCAGGAAUCACAUUCUAGGUCCACUUCUUGCAAUAUCUAGCUCUUUCUCUGCUGCACUGUCUUUGAUUUUUCAGGCUAAAAUGAGUGAGAGGUACCCUUGCCAUUAUUCGAGCACAGCUCUAAUUUGCUUAAUGGGAUCUCUGCAAACUGUAAUUUUUGCGCUUUGUGUGGAAAAUAACCGCUGGAGUGAGUGGAAAUUGGGUUGGAACAUCAGACUCCUCGCAGUAUCCUACUCGGGUACAGUGGCUUCAGGAAUAAUGAUAACAGUUACAAUGUGGUGUGUAAGGAUGAGAGGCCCUUUAUUUGUGUCCGUGUUUAGCCCUCUUAUGCUUAUACUCGUCGCGAUAGCAGGCUCCUUAUUCCUCGACGAGAAGUUGCACCUGGGAAGUGUGCUGGGAGCAUUUGUAAUAAUCGUUGGCUUGUACUCGGUGCUAUGGGGGAAAGGCAAAGAGAUGAAAAGAAUCAGCCAGUUGAUGCCAACUUGCGAAAAAACUGAUGAGCAAAUUGAGAUGACUGCCGAGCCGGACAAAAAUGCAAAGAGUUGCAGUAUGAUGGCUUUGGGGGUUAGUCCCAAUUUUCUCCCAACUUCAGAAACUGAAGCAUUAGAUACUGAUCCAGAAGUUCAUUUAGAAGAGGGGAUAUCCACUCCUGAUGGGAAGGCCUAGAAAUGAACCAACUUCUGCUUCCAAGUUUUUGGAUGGUAUAUUUAUUGCAAGAAAGCUCAGUUUACGUGUCUCUCAAUAUCCAGAUUUGUACUAGUAAUUUUGCCUUUUGGUGAAAUAACCUGCAUUGACAGAGACACCUAUUAUCUUCAUUUUUUUUUUUUUUUGGGAAAAUUUAGUUUAGCCCAGGCAAUCUUAUCACUAAUCACUAAUUAGGAUUCCGUUCUCUCUCAAUUGUA
This is a messenger RNA of Coffea eugenioides, 1472 nucleotides long. RefSeq names its product WAT1-related protein At1g25270-like. Gene Ontology annotation, molecular function: transmembrane transporter activity. The transcript is spliced from 7 exons. Bases 1 to 1236 code for a protein of 411 amino acids. NCBI's taxonomy places the organism in Eukaryota, Viridiplantae, Streptophyta, Magnoliopsida, Gentianales, Rubiaceae. Gene Ontology annotation, cellular component: plasma membrane. The record is from RefSeq and is a predicted model, not a curated record.